Molecule: messenger RNA, 2126 nt
Organism: Phialemonium atrogriseum
Lineage: Eukaryota; Fungi; Ascomycota; Sordariomycetes; Cephalothecales; Cephalothecaceae
Exons: 5
Coding region: 167-1984 (605 amino acids)
Source: RefSeq, a predicted model, not a curated record
UGCAGGGAUAAUGUUCCGUGGCAGCGAAAGCGAGGCUCCAGGCAAUGUUCCAGGGCGCAGGGCGAACUUGGCCAUCAAGUAAUCCUGAUUGUCCCAUCUCCUUCAUUUUUAUUUUGGGUUGCCUCUGUUGGUUCACUUCUAAGGGGUGGCCUCCACAGUUCCCACGAUGGCAGAUGAACCCGAUUCGAAAGAGGCCACCGACCUUGUGACAGAGUACCUCGAGAAGAAGGCGCCAGAGAUGCACGAAGCAUUCGGUGUGGGGUCGAGCUUCAACAAAGCGAAGUCACAGUAUGAGGCAAAGGAAGAGAAUCUUGAAUUCCUAGAAACUCUCCAACAGUACGAAACGCAGGCAGACGAGCCACUCGACUUCGACCCCACCCAUUGUUCUUGGGAGAAAGUAAUUGACGAGCUGAACAAGGCGCAAGACGCCGCUGCUGAGAGCGAGAGGCGAGGGCAAAGAUUCUUCACCAAGGGCAGGAGAAAGCUAGCCCGGGUUGCGCCACUGAUUACCCCAGGACUCCAAGCGCUGUCGGAUGAGUUGAGCAUUCUUCAUGGAGGGCUAGCUGUGGUCUUCAACCUUGCCCACCAUCGUGAGAGAAACAGAAAGCAUAUCCUUGACGCUUUUGAAGAUAUCCCAGAGAUCAUUCAGAUGGCCCGGAACAAGUCUCGGAACUUUCCAGACGAUACCAAUCUCCGCGAGGCUAUUUACAACUUGAGAAAGACCCUCUUGGCUACAAUCCCAUGCCUUGUUGAGCUGUUGAAGCCCGGGACAUUCCUGGCCAAGGCUAGAAGUCCCUUUCGAGGGUCAGACAUUGAAAGCUUGCUGGAGGUAGUUCAGAGAAGCGCCAACCAAGUCCAGGCGUGUGCCGAGGACCUUCGCGAUGUUGUCAUUAUCAAAACCCACCACAACACGGAAACCAUCGGAAAGACGACAACUCGAAUCGAAGAAAAGCUAUUAUCCGUCGGCCAAGACAUGGGUCAUCAUUUCGGAGGGGUCGACUCCCGCAUGCUCGAGUUGAGGCACGAGCAACAGUUCAUGGUCCAGCAAGUCACCGACGCUCUGUCCAGCCAGAACGGGAUGUUCCAAAUGUUGAAGGAUGCUGUGUUGAAGCUCUUAUACGAGCAAGAGUUCAACCUUGCGACAAGCCGUCCACGGACGCCAUCAUAUCGGGAGAAUCCUGCCGAACAGCUCGCAAGUCUCCUCGACAAACUCCACGUUCCAGACAAGCAAGACAUCCAUGACUUGACGACCAUCCUCCAGCGAAGCCGUGCCUCCGAGUCGGCUGCUGCCACGUCUCAAGCAGGGGCCAUUCUCAAGAGUGAACAAUUCCAAAGAUGGAUGGGCUCCCGGGGAUCAGACCUCUUGCUCAUCGAGGGCCAUCUGGACGACUCUAGAUUCGGCAAAACCUCGCCCAUGUCGUUCUUCAGCGCGAACCUCGUCCAAGUCUUCCGAGGGAUCUCGCCAAUGGUGGCGCUGCAUUUCUUUUGCGGCCAGCAUGUUGCCAGCAACGAUGACCUCGCCGGCCCCAGGGGGCUUAUCAGGAGCCUGCUGGCACAAUUGGCCCGGACAGUUCUGCGGAACGGGCCAAACGAUCCAUCAAGCUCUGUCAACAGUGCGAAUCUCGACAGUAAUAACCACUUGGCGACGCCGACCGAGGACUUUUGCCAAGUUUUCCGACAGCUCCUGAGGCAGGUCCCAUCCCAUGUCGUCGUCUUUUGCGUCAUCGAUGACAUAUCUCGGUUCGAGAGAGAUGGUUGGUUAGACGACUAUGUGGCCUUGAUGACUAUGCUGUUCAGCCUGGCCUCGGAUCAGAGAAUGAGACUUAAGGUCCUGAUGACGAGUCCAAAAAAAAGUAGGUGGCUUCAAGGCAAGCUGGCCCCGAGUCAGCACAUGGAGCUCCGGGCCGGCGGGCAGGUGUUGAGUCCCGGAACGGAACGGUCACUUUGGUCAGCUGCUCUGGGGGCGAUUUUGCCUGGAUCGUGAGGGUGGAGCCAGACAUGGCAGCAUAACUGCCUUCACUACUGAGAUCCAUCGAAGCCGGGCAGUAUUUCAACCACAUAGCAAUGCAAGCUGAUUCGUCUGAUCCAUUUUAGAACAUGUCUUGUUGAACCAAAGUAUAAGACCC